Paramecium sonneborni is the source of this 410-nucleotide messenger RNA. NCBI's taxonomy places the organism in Eukaryota, Ciliophora, Oligohymenophorea, Peniculida, Parameciidae. The record is from the annotation of a GenBank genome assembly.
AUGUAACUAUUCUUUAUAGUAAAAUAACAUGUUUUGUUGAGUUUUACGCUCUUUUUAUGUUAUCCUUUGUAUAAAACCAAAAUAUAAAUCAUUGAGUAAGAAAUUUGUAAUAGAAUGGGCUAAAUGAGCAACGUCUCUCUCAAAAGUGAAGCAAAAGUAGCUUAAAAUGGAUGCUAGUGUAGAAUGAUCAAAAGCUAAGACUAAAUAUAAGGUUGAAGGAUUUCCAACCAUUAGAUUCUUUGGAACAGAAUAAAAAGUAGAUUGUGAUUAUGAAAGGUUUGAUAUAACAAGAGAUUGCACUACUCUACUUAAUUAUGCUCGAGAAACUAAUAGGACAUUAAAACCUCUUUUUGUAAACAUUAUCUUUUAUUCCUUAUUGUAUAGUAUAAUAUUAUAAUUCAUACUCAUGA